Molecule: messenger RNA, 999 nt
Organism: Polychytrium aggregatum
Lineage: Eukaryota; Fungi; Chytridiomycota; Chytridiomycetes; Polychytriales
Exons: 4
Coding region: 1-999 (332 amino acids)
Source: RefSeq, a predicted model, not a curated record
AUGAGCCUCACGCAGCUGCUUCUUGUCCCGGUCGCCAUCCUCGCCGUCUGGCUCCUGAGGCAGUGGGCCAAGGGCGGCCAAGUUCGCCCGGAGGAUCUGAGUCGAGACAUGGCCGGCCUCAAUGUCAUUGUCACCGGCGGCAACUCUGGCAUCGGCUUCGAGACGGCCCUGCAGCUCGCCAAGCAAGGCGCCACCGUCUUUAUCGCCUCCCGACAGAAGCAGGCCGGCGAGAUCGCCGUCAGCACCAUCCGCGAGCAGUCCAAGAACGACCAGGUGUACUUUGAGCAUCUGGAUCUGGCCUCUCUCCAGGCCGUCCGCGACUUUGCCAGCCGCUGGAAGAACCGCAACGAGCCCAUCGACAUCCUCAUCAACAACGCCGGCGUUAUGGCUCUGCCCAAGCGCACCCUCACGGUCGAUGGCAACGAGAUCCAGAUGGCCACAAACCACCUUGGUCACUUCUUGCUGACCGAACUGCUGCUUGGGCAUCUCGAGCGAGCGGUCCAAGCCCGCGGCUCGGCUCGCAUCAUCAACCUCUCGUCAAUCGCCCACUACUCGGCCAUCUUUGAUGCCGACGAUCUGAACAGCGAAAGGAACACAUACGGGCCACAUGAAGUCUACAGCAACACCAAAUUGGCCAAUAUCCUUUAUACUCGCAACCUCGCCAAGAGACUCAAUAACUCGGGCAUCACCGUCAACGCUGCUCAUCCUGGCGUGGUGCGCACUCCUCUGUUCCGAUACAACAGAGCAAUCUUGCGCCUCUUGUUCUUUGUCCUCGAACCUGUCAUUGCAAUCUUCUUCAAGACGCCUUGGGAGGGCUGUCAAACGACCCUGCACCUGGCGCUCUCGGACGCAGGCAAGACCACAACCGGAAAGUACUUUGCCGACUGUCGCGAGGCCGGUGUCUAUUUGAUCUAUCAGCGCUUGUUUGCUGCCAUCAGCGACGAGCUCGUGCUCGAGACCAAGCUGGUUGAAAACAGCAAGCGCCUCGUCGGACUCUGA